AUGGUCCCAUCUCGCAACAGACUGGGCGACCUGUAUGCUGAUCCACACCCAGCCCCCGACCUGCGCGACUCCUUCCUUACCAGCAUCUUCAUUCCCACUUUAGGACCGUCCGCGCUCCUGAGAGCGGUGCAGCUCACAAGCUCUGCCGUGGACACCAGAGAAAGAGCAGACCUGGUGUACACUGGCAGCAGCCUGCUGGGAGCACGCCAAAUUAGCUUCAGUUUGGAGCUUUGUCCUCCUUGUUACUCUGUUUCGAUUGGGCUGGUUGCUUUGAAAGGUCCUCAGUUCUCAGUGGUGUCUCCUCUGUGUUUUUUUCCAGUCAUGCGGAGGAACCCCUUCGUGGUGGACGGCUGGAGUAGGAAAGGGUCCCGCAACGCCCUGCAGGAGCUCUACAACCCCACACAGCCCGAGUUGUCCGGAGCAGCCGUCCUCCACCAGGCCAGGAGGGAUCAGGUAGUGGAUGCCUGUCGAGUCUACAGUGCAUCCAGCCGUAAGCGCAGAGUCCUGACACCCGGAGACCUCAAACACCUUGUGGUGGACGAGGACCAUGAGCUCAUCUACUGCUAUGUUCCCAAGGUGGCCUGUACCAACUGGAAACGCGUCAUGAUGGUGCUCACAGGCCGGGGCAAAUACAGUGACCCAAUGGAAAUCCCUUCUAAUGAAGCCCACAUUCCUUCCAACCUAAAGACCUUGAACCAGUACAGUAUUGCUGAGAUCAACCACCGCCUCAAGAACUACCUCAAGUUCCUCUUUGUUCGCGAGCCCUUCGAGAGGCUGGUCUCUGCAUACCGCAACAAGUUCACCCUCAAGUACAACUCGUCCUUCCACAAGCGCUUCGGCACCCGCAUCAUCCGACGUUAUCGCAAGAACGCCACGCAGGACGCCCUGCUCAACGGUGCUGACGUCAAAUUCAAAGAAUUCGCAGAGUACCUGGUGGACCCGGCCACGCAGCGUGACGGCCCACUCAAUGAGCACUGGCAGACUGUCUACCAGCUUUGUCACCCAUGUCACAUCCACUAUGACCUGGUGGGCAAGUACGAGACGCUGGAAGAAGACGCAAACUACGUGUUGCGGCUGGUGGGUGUUGGCGAUUCCUUGCGCUUCCCGAGCUACGCCAAGUCCACCCGUACAACAGAUGCCAUGACAGCCCAGUUCUUCAGCAAUAUCAGCACUCAGCAGCAGUUCCAACUCUACCAGCUUUACAAGUUGGACUUCCUCAUGUUCAACUACUCCACACCCAGCUACCUCCGGCUGGACUAAUGGAGGACAGAGCUGUGACUCUGAGAAUGGCUGCCUUGUUCAAGGAGAGGCAAAUUGAGUGAAAGGCGGAAUUCUUUGGAAGCAAACUUGAUUUAAAAAACUGUUGUCGUACGCAGGCGUGGGGUCUGAAAUAGACAUAUAAACAGGUGCUGAAAGAGAGAAAGGUGUGUGGAUGUCCAGUCAACUCUGGGUGAUACAGAGAGUGCUGAUUGGAUGAGAAUGUGGGCUAAAUGAACCAAACGCAUGCAAAGACUAAAAUGUGUGGGUGAAGCAGGUCUUCAAGGUGUUUUAAAAGGGGAACUUAUCCUCAAAGGACAGACUUGAAGAGGGGAUUCUCCUGAUGAUGUUCUCUACAUGUUUAAACAAACUGCUGACGAAUUAGGCUGCUUCAGAUUCUACAAAGCAAACAGUGGCCUCGCACGCGCCCUGACCCCAAUGCAUCGUGGGAGCUAAGCUUAUCUCCCCUACCCCUGAUCAAUAGAGAAACUCCGUCAAAUUGUAAAACACAAUUCAUGUCCUUCGCUGCGCUGUCAGCGCGGUGUGCCAGCACCCAUCACCCUUGCCCUCAUUAGAUUUAUACAUUUCAGAGGGAAACUGGCUUAUCACCGCCUCAAGGACGCCCUGUAAUAGAUGAAUACUGACUUCACUCUCAAGACCUCUACAACUGUAACUGUGGUGACAUGGCCUUCAGCGACAGGUUGUAAUAACACAAGUUUUCACUGGUCUCUACAAUUAUGAUGUUAGCAGAUGGGACCUCUUGUGUUACAACAGGCGGACCCCAUGAAAACGGAGACUCCUGUUGCAGCAGUAAAGUGUGGAAGUGCUUAAUAAAUCAUUGCCUGUAACACCAAGCAUCCUUAACACUUUGAGCUACAGGACAUGGUUAGAACGGUACAGGAUGCUCCCAAGUGCGUGGGUGCACUAAGAGUCUGCACAGAAAGUCUGAGCUAAAAAGAAAAGAGACAGCCUUUGUGGUUGUGAAAGGGUUAAAGGCACUGGAUCUCAUAACCCCGCCCUGCUGUGCCCCACCGUGCCCAACCUAGGGGCUCAGUGGACACACCCAGGGCCACACCCACAAAGCCCCUACUCCGACGACCAAAAGUGUUUCAGUAAAUUAAGAUUAUCCUUUUGUCUUCUUGCUUAUUUUUGUUUUUAUUGUCUUAUGAAAUAAUGCUGCGAGCAGCAAUAGAAAAAUAUUAUUUAAUUUGUUUUGUUGAUUAAAGAGAGAAAGAUUUAAUUUCUUUCCUGGGCUGAGGAACAUUUUAGAAAGUUAAACUGUUGUUAAGAGUUUCUUUUUGUCAUGUUGAUUUCUUUUUGCCUCCAAUACAUUAUUAGUGCAUCACAGCAUUUUCAUUUUUAAAGGGUGUAAGGUACAUUUUAGCCCAUGGCUUUGUCCUUCUGUGUCUGGGAUCAUCAGAGAUUUCUGGCUUAUUUUACAUUUCCUGUUGUCAAAUAUUUGGUGCCAAAAUGGCUGUGAGCGCCUCAGAGAUCCACACUCUGUGUUCAGAGUAAAUCUUUGCCCCUAUAUCCAACACUUCCCAAGCAGAACAUAAGAACUAGCUGCUACUCUCAGUGUACAUAUCAACAAUCUACUGCCCACGUCACAGCAUCAGAGGCUAUAUCUCAUACUGUAAUGUGAUUAAUGUUAGCCACGUUAAGCAAUGUCAAGGUUAAUAACUGCACUCUCCAUCACGCUGUGAAUUGGAUUACAGUCUGUUGUGUAAGCAUUAUACAGAAGGGAGAGAGGGAGAGACAGAGUCAUUUUGUCUUUUACACCCCUUUGUAAAUUCAAAUCCACUCCGGCUUCAAAGUGAAGGAAACAUUUUUCUGAAAGGCAGCAUCUCUUUGUUGCACUUGACAGAAUCCUGAAAUCAGAUUUUUGGUAUGCAUUUGUUCAUGCUGUGUCAGAAUCAUAAUCAUAAUCAGAAAUACUAACUAACCUAACCCUAGUUUUUAAAGGAAAAUUCAGGUUUUAUUAAUGUAGUUUUGUCCAUCAUUCCUGCUGAUAAUGAUAACAUUUGACUCACCAAAUUCGGUGUAGAGAAAUUGCUGAUUCUGUAAUACUGCUAGACAAGGCUGGCAGGUUUGUGGUAAUUUAAUUAAUUGUACCAACUGAAGUGCAGGAUCAACUGACAUGAUGAGGGCCUUAAAGUGGGUCUUUAAUCUUGAGGCCCUGACUUGGCCCUGUUAGAAUCUAAUGUUAAGUCCUAUUAAUAUAAUAUAAUAUAAUAUAAUAUAAAGAAGCCAGCAAUUGCCAUGGGGCCCCAGAACCUUAGUGGUCCCUGAAAGCCCAAGGGUCACUGUUCACUGGGAAUUGAUUUGUGGUAAUUGACCACAAAUCAGUUGAACUUUGUUUGGGGAAUAUGGAAAUAUGUAUUACUAAAGCACAAUAUAAACUGGACCCUGCCUCUCGCCCAGAGUAAGCUAGGACUGCAGCCCCGGCAAACCUCUAAAAAGGAUAAACAGGUAUAGGUAAUGGGUGGAUAAUUGGAUGAUAAGGGCCUUAACGUGGGUCCUGGUUGAGACCCUGUCAAGUCAGUUUUAUUUAAAUGGCCCAGUAUCACAAAUAUAUCUCAAGGGCUUUUACAAUAACACACAGUAUAACACUAUGUAUCUGUAGACCCUUAGUUUGGAGAAGGAACAACUCCGUAAAAAAGUAACAAAAACACUUUAAUGGGAAACGAGGGAAAAACAGGACAGACAUAUACACAUGUAGUAUUAUGUAAAUGUGAUAAGUAAAAGAGGGGCCCUGUAUCUGAAUCUAGUUUUAAGACCUUCAUUUUGUCAGCUGAUGCUGACUUGGUGCAUAUCAACUAACUAAAGACACUUUUGGGUUACACUAUGGGACAUGCUGGAUUCAGUGUUUAAGUAACUUGAGUUAUACUAAAGACUAAAAGCCUUAAGUCUAAGUCUCAGGACUACUCCUUUCCUAAAUCUACUUACACAACAGUUUUUUGGAAGUGCAAUAAUUAAUAACUGGGGUGUCACAUUUAAAGUCAUUUUGUAAACAUACAGUUUUGCAAUGCAUGUUUUAAUGGAUCAGAUCCAGGUCCACUUCACUAUAACGUUGUGUCUAGUGGUGACCCCAUGUCUUUAGAAUGAAGCUUGUGAAUGAAAUGUCAGCAUAACAAAGGUGUGAUGACCAAAUCUUACAUUAUAAAUAGACAGAUAUUUCAUUUUUAGCUGCAAACCUCUUCCUGGAGCUUUUGAAGUAUUAUUACUGUGUACGUGUGGGUUAUAAUGAGAGAACAGCCUUGGUUUUUUUUACCCGCACUCACACAUCUGGCUCUAAUAAAGGAGAAAAGCUACUGGCCUGGCCUGUAGCCCCGACCGUCGUCCUCCUAAAGAAACAAUGGCUAUAUUCUCAGCACGGCCUCCUCCUGGGACAAGGCGUACAAAAAUACACACACACUCAGCUUGCACAUUAGCACUCCUGCUGAUGCUGAUGCCACGCAGCAUCUUACUCAGCAGUUGUAAGCAGAGGCACGGGCGGGCAGCACCUCUCCACUUAAACACACUGAGCCUCGGCUUAAACUGCUCAUUUAACCCCCAGAAUGGAAGAUGGACGAUACACAAAGGACUUCUUAGCCUGAAAACAAGCCAUUACAGAGGCCUCUCUUUCUACUCUCCCACCUCUAAGAGUGGCCUCCUGUAUAAAAAAAAUAACAGAAGCAAGUCACUGUCAAUGAUCCCUACCGUUC
Molecule: messenger RNA, 4961 nt
Organism: Morone saxatilis (striped sea-bass)
Lineage: Eukaryota; Metazoa; Chordata; Actinopteri; Moronidae
Gene: chst11
Product: carbohydrate (chondroitin 4) sulfotransferase 11
Exons: 6
Coding region: 1-1260 (419 amino acids)
Biological process (GO): carbohydrate biosynthetic process; proteoglycan biosynthetic process
Cellular component (GO): membrane
Molecular function (GO): sulfotransferase activity
Source: RefSeq, a predicted model, not a curated record